UGUAAAUUGUACACGGUAUUGAUGAAUGUGAUUGCUGUGCGAGAGACUGGACAUUGUCAGUAAGCCCUUCUGCCAGUGUACAACUAAGAUAGAAAUAGAAACACAACAUUUCCGCCAACUGAGGGCCAACUCCACUUCUACACGGCUCAUUAUUUACCCCAUCUUUGAACCGCCGAUCACUGCAAUCGAUAUAUUACUCCCUCAUCCUGCAAGUGUCUGAGUCCCGAGUGCCAGUGUCGAUAGAGAGAGAGACACCGAACGCCGCUGCUAUUUUUUUUCACACUGGUGAUUUCGCUCCAUACCUAAGCAGCCCGUGGUGUUGUUGUUACUUUUGUUGAGGCCUCCGAGAGCCUACAACGCGUAACACGUCGAUUCUCUCCCAGCCUCACUUUCUUUCGUUCCGAGCCGGCUAUUGUGCUCGGAGUAUACUAUACUACAACUCGCCCACGAACGAAAGCACGUACGAUACGACACGACAUACCAGCAUCCAACGAACCCAACACCAACCAACCCUCUCUAGAUUUCACGAAAAAAUGGCAGCGAUCCACCGUCCCGCCCACCUCACCCACCACGCCGCCAAACUCGCCUCAUCCGCAUGUCUCAAAAAAUCCCAAGAAAUCGGGAUCCCCAUGAACAUAGCGAUCGUGGACGCCUCCUUGUAUCUCCUCCACUUUGAGCGCAUGCCCGGCGCGAAACUGACAUCCGUCGACAUCGCCAUCAACAAGGCCUUUACUGCCGCGGGCCACAAGGCCCCGACCUCAGUUUACAAGGAGAACGUGUGGCCUGGCGGUCCCGCAUUCGGAUUGAACAAUAGCAAUAACGGCAGGUUUAUGUAUGUCGCGGGUGGGAUUCCGAUCGUUGUUGACGGCGAGGUUGUGGGUGCUAUCGGAUGUAGUACGGGCACACCGGCGCAGGAUACGGAGGUUGCGCAGGCUGGUGUGGAUGCUGUGAAUGAAUAUGUCAAGCAGCUGCAGCAACAGGGACAGGGUCACAAGUUGAAGGCUAAGUUGUGAUAAUGUGAUACUAGUAUACUGGACCAUACUGUAUGAGUCGAGUCUGCCCAAGGUUGUGUCUGGGCGAAACAAAAAAAAAUAUUACCGUAUAUGAGAGUCAACCUGACCAAGAGGAGGAAAUUUGGGUGUUUCCCUUUUUGGUGUGUGACUUGAGUAUCUAGUCUUCGGGAGUAUAUUUUGGAAACGAGGCCCUUGGGUUUUUGGACUCGACGGGCUAUCCUGUCAACGUGGGCCAUGUCGGCAUGACCAACGACGCAGGAUAUGAUAGUAGGACGGUAUCGUGGUUUUCUGCCUGCAAGAUGACAGGAAAAUAUAUUCCCAUAUCGAAGAGCCGAGUGAGAAGAGCCUUUGCUGGCGGUUUGAUGCGGACUGCCUAUGGCGGCGAAUUGAUUGAGGUUAUUAUCAUAAUGUGCGAUUUGAUCGUUUCCAGGCAGAGUCUGAGUUUGCAUGCCUCUGCCUGCGAAAUGGUAUUUGACGUGUUUCUUUGGCGCCAACAGCGGUGUUGCUAAUACCGAUACGGGACUGUUUUGAAGUGUGUCCGAGAUCGAUAUAAAUGGGCGUGAGAUCGCGCACCACGCCAUCUCCGGCUCAGGAACAGCCCACCUAACCCUCUCCGUGUUGCUCAAUGCCAUAUGUACAGUAGUCUGCAUCAUCUGUGUUUCAUGUGAAGGCUGCCGCUGCCUUGUAUACAGUAUUGCCUGUAACCGCA
Molecule: messenger RNA, 1722 nt
Organism: Exophiala dermatitidis NIH/UT8656
Lineage: Eukaryota; Fungi; Ascomycota; Eurotiomycetes; Chaetothyriales; Herpotrichiellaceae
Product: glc operon protein GlcG
Exons: 1
Coding region: 534-1013 (159 amino acids)
Source: RefSeq, a predicted model, not a curated record